GAAGUAGAAAGGGAAUGGGAAAAAAAACAGAGCCAGAAAUGAAUUUGUUGUGGCUUAAAAUAAAGUAGUUGUUUUGUUACAGGGAGGAUGUCUUGUUGAUUUGCUUAUUGGUUAGAAUCUUCCUGUUUGGAUUCUGUUUAAAGGAGUAAUUGCAGUAUUAAUUCAAUGAUACUUACUGUGAUAUUGAAUCAAAUAGUAGGCUGUACAACAGACAUGCAAUGAUAAUUUGACCAUGGCAGAUGAAAAAAAGUCCUAAAUAAGUGGACAAAAUAUAUUCAUUUUAGGGUAAAAAAAAAAACCUCUCUUUUCUUCCUUACAGGUGGUUAACAUGGUGGUGUUCAAAGAUAGUGCAGCAGGCUUGCUGUUUGAACACAGUGCUGUGGAUGGAAUGGUGGCUGGGCUUGUGGCUGAAAGUGCAUUUUAUCUGUCAGAGUCACAGAAUAGAAACUUAAUCCAUGCCCAGACAGACAAUAAAUCUGCAGCUCUCGACGCUAGCUUGACAAAACCCAAACCCUUAACAUUUCAACUAGAGGGAAUUGGCAUGCCAAGUCACCCUGUUGACACAUCUACCCUAGAAACCCACCCUAUUCUCACUUUUGAAAUGCCAUCUUAUCCCGAUGUCUUCACCAUUCUGAGGAGUCAACGAGGGGUUUAUGAUGCUUGGGUCAACUUCUCCCUGCAGCUAGCCUUGAGGCAAACGCUUGGGGAAUCAGCUAUAAAACACAUCAUUGUCACCCCUACACAUAUGCGCCAUUUCAAACAUGGUCGCUGUGAUCCCACAUACUCCCUUACGGCCAGAUCUCGACAGUUAGUUAGUGCACUAGCUGCAUGCAUUGGUCCUGAUGGGAAUCCUCAGUAUUCCAAGGAGCUCAUAGGCCUGUUCCACUUGGCACUGUUGGAGCACAAGAAUCUCGUCAAGGCCACAAAAGUUGGUGAAGGUGUGGGGCCUCACUUGGCAGUCUUGCGUCACUCCAUGUCCCCAAACAAUCCUCUGAAGAAGUUUCUGGAUCCUUUUGGAUGUCCAUCUGUGUAUCUCACAGGGAAAGACCUGAUGGAAGGCGUGGAAUGUGCAGUUGGAAAUGUGUACGCUCGUGACCAGCUCGCUGUCACGUACCUUGGGAGAAAAGACCGGGUUCGCGUUGUCCUGAAUGGAAAAGGUAGCUUCGUGGGUGUAUUGGACAAACUUCAUGCAAACCUGCAAAUGACGCUGAAACUAGUCAUGCUCCUGGCACUUAGAUAUGCCAUUGCUGGGCAGAUGGGGGCAUUUGAGUGUAUUCUGCAGGAGAAUGAGCUCAGAAUGAAUGGAAACACAGAGGCUAAAAUUCGCAAAGGUCCUAAUACGUGUGGCAAUUCACCCCAAUCCUCGGAGAUGAAGCCGGACUUCACAUUGUUGAUUCAUGGUGGAGCUGGUGAGGAUGUUUCAUUGAAUCAGAAGGUGGUGGAGGUCCUUGAGUUUGCCCUUGAAACUGCCCUAAAGCUUGGGGCACAAGUACUGAGAAAUGGAGGGAGCAGCUUAGAUGCAGUCGAGAGGAGUGUGGUGGCCCUGGAGGACUGCUUUCUCUUCAACGCAGGCAAAGGUGCCGUCUACAACAAAGAUGGCGACCAUGAGCUGGAGGCUUCCAUAGUGGACGGUAAUGGUAGCAACUCAGGAUCAGUGGCCUGCUUGCGUACAGUGAAAAAUCCUGUGAGGGCAGCCAGACAAGUCAUGGAGCAAAGUGUACACUCACUCCUGGUUGGGGAGGGGGCUGAAGAGUUUCUGCAAGGAGUUGCAGAAAAAGCCAAGCCCGUGGGAGCUGAGUACUUCCACACGGAUGUGCGCCGUAGAGAGUUGGAUGCCAAACUAAACAGUAUGCCCACCAGUAUGCCCACCAAAAACAAUCACCCACAAACUGUGGGAGCAAUCGCUCUGGAUAGGUGGGGUAAACUGGCAGCUGCAACUUCAACUGGUGGGCUUGUGGGCAAGCUAAAGGGCAGAGUGGGCGACACGGCUGUGAUGGGUGCAGGAAUAUAUGCUGAUGAGAAGGUGGCAGUGACUUGUUCGGGUGAUGGUGAUGUUUUCCUCAGGCAAACAGUUUCUCAAAAAGUUGCUAGUCUGUACAGUCACAAAGGCUACACACUCAAACAGGCCUGUCAGGAGGUGAUCUCUGAGAACCUAAAAGGCUGUCAGGCUGGAAUCAUCGCAGUGGAUCACAAAGGUGAAGCUGUGAUUGAAACAAAUGCUGCGGUCAUGUUUGUUGCGUCUCUGGUCAACGACACAAUUCGUGCAGAAGUCUUCAGACCAGCAUUCACCUUCUCCAACAUAAUCUGGGAGACUGAUGAACUGGUAGCUUACUUACAACCUGACCCGUGUACUCUAGGUGCCACAGUCCUUACUCGGAAGUCUCUCAGUGGUCCCAACAGCAUUUUCCAUCUUACUGUUCCCAACUUUGUGACAAUGCUACUGGGGGCUCGAAGAGUUGCAAAGCUACUGUGUGAACGACUUGGCGUCCAGCGCUGUGCCCUCGUAGCACAUCCCCUGCCGGACCAGCCUGUCCAGAUCAAAGUACUGCCUCUCCAUGGCCUGGAACCUAGCUGGAGACCACAUCUUGCUGAGGAGGAAGAGUUUAACACCGAUGAUCCGGGCUAUUGCAGCUCUAAGAGUGGCCCACGUUGUGAAGAUGUUCAACUUGAUAGCAUUCAGGCCAAGAUACGAGCCAAGCUUCCAACACCCAAUGCACCAUCCUGCUAUGACUUCCUGGGAGACCCCAAACACAACAAUCUUUUCUCACGCAUUGUACGUGGUGAUGAGAAACAGUGGCGGGUGUGGGAGGACAACAAUAACGUAGCUUUCCUGACUCCCUUCCCCAACACGCCUGGGCUCACGGUUCUGGUGCCACGCAAACCGCUCCCCAGUGACAUCUUCCGCCUAGAAGAGGCAGACUACACAGGCCUCAUCCUUGCCGCCCGAAAAGUUGCACAGCUCUUACAGGAAGGUAUGAGGGCGCGAGGAGUGGCUCUCAUUUUUGAGGGCUUUGAAAUUGAUUAUGCCCACGUGAAAUUGAUCCCCUUAGUGACUUCACCCUGCCAGAAAGUCACUAGUGUACCAUCACAGUUUUUCCAAACCUAUCCAGGGUUUGUCACCUCGGCCAAUGGCCCACAAGCAUCAUCAGAAGAAAUCAACAAGGUCCACACACAGAUCAUAAAGAACAUAGCCCCAAGGUCAUGGGAGGAUCCUCAAAGCCAUGCCACAUUAGCAAUAACCAACCAGUGGUAUCGCAAUCUCUUCCAAAUCCAAAACACCCUAUUUCAUAGCACUGUAGAGUACUUCAACAACAUCUGUCUGUAUUCAUACGCUUUGACCCCCAUCACCACUGACACAAUCUCUUCCCCGAUGGGCCUUGGGUCCGACUCAGAACCUGUGUUUGUCAACAUGCUGGGACAGGAUGUCUACUUGGCCGACUCCAUGCAGUUUGUUCUUGAAUAUUUCCUGCGGUUCCAGGAAGGUCUACCCGGGGCCUAUUAUGUGUCGCCCAGUUUCCGGGGAGAAGAUCCUGAUGCCACCCACCUAAACCAGUUCUACCACAUUGAAUGUGAACUCCUGGGUGACAUGGACACUGCGAUGACUGUCGCCGAAGGCUUUGUGGCUUACAUGACCCAACAGAUGCUAAAGAAACACUCUCACAUCAUCUUGAGCACGACUGGCACUCUGUCCCAUGCACAGGACCUGCUAAAAAAGCUGGAAGGUGAGAAACACCUCCCAAGAGUCACCUUGGAACAAGCCAUCCCUAUGAUGCCAUCCCCAGACUGCCUAGAGUGGGUUCAAGAUGGCCAGCCGCAGUUUGGUAGAAAGCUCACUCGGAAAGGUGAGCGGGUCUUGAUAGAGAAGUAUGGUGGUGCCGUUUGGCUGACUGAAAUGGAUCACCUCGGAGUGCCAUUCUAUCAGGCAUACGUCGAAGGCUCGGGCAGAUCCAAAGCUAAGGCUGCCGAUCUCCUGCUUGGACUGGGUGAGACUGUAGGCCUGGGAGAGCGCCACCCAACCCCAGAGAAAGUGCAGGAGGCCUUGAGGCACCACGCUGUUCCAGAAGAGUCGUACAAGUGGUACAUCAACAUGCGCCAGCUCAUCCCCUUGUGCACCAGUGGGUGGGGAAUGGGUACGGAGCGCUAUUUAUGCUGGCUCCUUCAGCACAAUGAUGUCAGAGACAUGCACAUCAUACCUCGAAUGAAGGCCAAGAAGUACCUGCCUUAAACAUCGUUUCCAUUCAGGGAUCAGAGAGAGUUAGUGGAAAACAUGAGUGAUAAGAUAGUUGUUUCAUACAUGAAUCAUCACCAUAUUGAUUUUGCACUGAUCUGAGCACUUCUACCAAUAAGCAAGUACUUGCUGUAUGUGACCCUAUGUAGAUGUAUUUAGUUAUUUCUGGCUAAAAUGGCUAAUAAUCAGAAUAUUUAAGAUUAGAAAGCAUGUGUGAUUACAGAUUGGAAAGACAGAUUCAUUUGUUAAUUACUCUACUGUAGGAAAAAUUUUUUGUAUGAUCAUUUUGUAUUACUACAAUGAAUCAAAGAAUUACAUUUAAAGCAAUGUGGGGACUGAUGAAAGUAAUGAAAUGUUACAAGAAAUCUGCCAAGUGCUGUAAAUGUCAUGUUCUGCCAUUUUCAGAAUAUACUUGUUUGGAGAGUGGUGUAUUGUCUUGGAGAUUUCCACCAUUUGAUGUUUGAUUGGAUGUCAUAAAGGAGGGUUAGGAGGCAUUUUUAAGUGGAUAUCUGCUACAAUAGUGAUUAAAGAGCUUCAUAUUUAGAGCAUGUUAUGAUCUUAACACGAAACAUAAUAUACAAAAUCCUUUUAAUUAUCAAUUUCAAUUACCUUUGAAGCUUUAGUUUUUUUUGACUCCGUCUUGUUCUGUCUAACUCAUUUCAUCCGGAUUGCUUCCAUGUUUCUUCAAAUUGUUUCUCACUUUGUUUUUGUGAUUUGCAAAUGGACCAUCAUGUACCUAUAUGAAGUAAUUUUGACCUGAUGUGAUAAUUCAAUUAUUGGUCUGAAAAAUCCUGAGAUUAAUUCUUUCCAGAAGCAGCAAUUUGUUAUACAUUUAUCCUUUUGCUUUUAAAAAUAUCACUGAAUAAAGAUUAUUAACAAAUUA
This is a messenger RNA of Clupea harengus (Atlantic herring), 5111 nucleotides long. RefSeq lists its product as uncharacterized. The record is from RefSeq and is a predicted model, not a curated record. NCBI's taxonomy places the organism in Eukaryota, Metazoa, Chordata, Actinopteri, Clupeiformes, Clupeidae. The coding region runs from base 329 to 4225 and encodes 1298 amino acids. The transcript has a single exon. Gene Ontology annotation, molecular function: aminoacyl-tRNA ligase activity; hydrolase activity; ATP binding. Gene Ontology annotation, cellular component: cytoplasm. Gene Ontology annotation, biological process: tRNA aminoacylation for protein translation.